Molecule: messenger RNA, 3276 nt
Organism: Cyprinus carpio (common carp)
Lineage: Eukaryota; Metazoa; Chordata; Actinopteri; Cypriniformes; Cyprinidae
Product: extracellular serine/threonine protein kinase FAM20C-like
Biological process (GO): protein phosphorylation
Cellular component (GO): Golgi apparatus
Molecular function (GO): protein serine/threonine kinase activity
Source: RefSeq, a predicted model, not a curated record
AAUCUGAAUGCUGUGACGAGGAGAGGCAGGAUCCCAAUAUUUAACACACAGGGCACUGAUACAUCUACACCUGUCACUGACUGCUCCUCAUGAAGAACUAAUGCACUUUAUCUCCCUCUUCACAUACUGAAGAUAUCCACACAUGGGACUGCCGAUCCGACAUCCGUGCGUUUCUUGAGAAGUCACAACGUGUUUUGUGAUUAUUUACCGGGACAUUUUACAGAUGCGUUUUAUCAUGAACCUGUAAAGAUGCGACAGGACAUCUGAUCCUCACCUAAAACCAAACAUGCCACUGGCAACUAUGCCGAACCGAAAUCUGUCUUGAUACAACUGGAAACAGCAGGAUGCAGAAGAAGAUUUUCGCACCUAUUUGAACAUGGAUCUCCCAUCAUAGCGAGGAUUACAGUAGGACACCACAUGCGCCCCUGAAUCUCUUUAUUAUAGCCUUUAUCGUAUUGUGGCAAGUGCUUUAGGUAGCCUAUAAUUAUGAUCCUCUUCCGUAAAUUUCGCGUGUUGAUUUUAAUGGUGUUUCUCGUCGCCUGCACCAUGCACAUCAUGAUAGACCUGUUACCCAAGCUGGAGAAGCGCGCGGCGGGCUCGAGCUCCAGCGCUGGAGGUGGAGGCGGCUGCUCCUGCGCUCACACACCGGGCGAGGAGUCUCGAUCCUGGGCCAAACAGCGCCCAAGAGCCGCCGCCGCCGAACCGGGCUGGCCUAAUAAACACUCUUUGAGAUUACUGCAGGAUUUCAGCAAUGAACCCAACUCCAACCUCACUUCGCACUCACGGGAGAAGGUGACGGAGAGAGCGGAGUCUGAGAAGAGAGUGAGGCAGCUGCAGCUGGGCUCGGAGAAGAGAGGUUUGAUGAGAGACAUAGUGAGCGGACAGAAGCAGAGAGCUGCCCAGGGUUCCUCCAGACUGAAGGCGCUCUAUGAGCAUCCCCUCUAUAAGACCGACCUGCCUCAUCUCUCUGAAGAGGACAGCUUGUUCAACCUCAACAGCGAUGUCAGAUUUUACCCCAAAGCUGCCGGACAACAAGAAUGGCAUAACGAGGGGAACGUGGAGGAAGAGGAGUACAGUCCAGCAGGGGAGGCCAGUGCUGAGUCAUAUCCCAACUGGCUCUGCUUCCACAUCGGGAUUAACCGAUACGAGCUCUACUCCAGACACAACCCCGUCAUCGGUGCCCUGCUGAAGGACCUGGUCUCCCAGAAGAUCACCAGUGUAGCAAUGAAGUCAGGUGGCACUCAGCUGAAGCUCAUCAUGUCAUUCCAGAACUACGGACAAGCCCUGUUCAAACCUAUGAAACAAACCAGGGAACAGGAGACACCCCCAGACUUCUUCUACUUCUCUGACUUUGAGCGACACAACGCAGAGAUCGCUGCAUUUCAUCUGGACAGAAUCCUGGAUUUCCGGAGAGUUCCCCCGGUGGCCGGCAGGCUGGUGAACAUGACACGGGAGAUCCGAGACGUGACCCGUGACAAAAAGCUCUGGCGGACAUUCUUCGUAUCCCCAGCCAACAACAUCUGCUUCUACGGCGAGUGCUCCUACUACUGCUCCACAGAGCAUGCCCUGUGUGGGAAGCCUGACCAGAUCGAGGGCUCCCUGGCUGCAUUUCUUCCUGACUUGGCACUAGCCAAGCGCAAGACCUGGAGGAACCCCUGGCGCCGCUCCUACCACAAACGCAAGAAAGCUGAGUGGGAAGUGGAUCCAGAUUAUUGUGAUGAAGUCAAACAGACUCCUCCGUAUGACCGAGGCACACGACUUCUGGACAUCAUGGACAUGACUAUUUUUGACUUUCUAAUGGGCAACAUGGAUCGCCACCAUUACGAGACUUUCGAGAAGUUUGGAAAUGAGACUUUCAUUAUUCAUUUGGACAACGGCAGAGGAUUUGGAAAGCAUUCACAUGAUGAAAUGUCCAUCCUGGUCCCUUUGACUCAGUGCUGCCGAGUGAAGAGGUCAACGUACCUGCGGCUACAGCUGUUGGCUAAAGAGGAGUUCAAGCUGAGCUCUCUAAUGGAGGAAUCGCUACUGCAGGACCAGUUGGCACCCAUACUCAUCUGGCCCCACUUGGAGGCCAUGGACCGCCGCCUGCGCCUGGUGCUCAAGGUGCUGGCUGACUGCGUAGAGAAAGAAGGCUUCUUAUCAGUGGUGGAGAACGACCUGGAGGGACAGCCCUCCUCGCACCACCACCAGCCGCAUGGAGGGAGGUAGUGAGGCCUGAACCUCUGUUCCCUCCAGUCAAUUCCCCACCAUGAGCCCCACUGAGGCUUGUGCUCGAGUCACACUCUGAAUUCAAUGAAUUCCACACCACCAAUGCCUCUGAGGAGCCACCCUAUCAUAUGUGUAGAUGCAGAUGUACAGAGACACAGCUAUCAGAGGAACUCUGGAAUGAAGAAUUUGUUUCUGGAUGGCUUGUGUUUGAGCUGUGCUCGGAGCUGCAGUACAUACGUUUCUAUUGCAACCUGAUUUGUUUGACAAGUCUGCUGAUAUAAUUUAUUACAUUUGCAUAUUUCGAGUUGGCGAGUGUACAGAAGAGUUGGAACCAAAAGUUGGAACAGAUAUGAUUGUGGUUUUGGUACUCAGAUCUAUAUAUUCAAAAACACAACUGUUAUUUACUGUGCUCAUGAAGGUCUUUGACAUAAGGGCACGUAAACAAGCUUUAAUGAUAGUACUGCAGUGCAGUACUACUGUGCGAGGACACUUAAACACAUCCUUCUCUGUGCGUUCACAAUUCAACAUCAUUUCCUACCAUCUGAACUAAGUCAUCAUUUACAUUGCACAUCGUGCCAUCAAGAAUUCAGUCAUCGUGUCAGAUUCAGCACAUUUGUUAUUUCACUUAGGGAAAUUCAGAGGUGAAGUGUGCGCUUCAUUUGAGGUUAUUCAGUGGUGAAGCACGUGUUUAAACGUCUCCGUGGAGAACGAGAGAAUCAUGCUGAUUGGUUCUUCAGGCAUCCUGUGUCCGCAGUCAGUGUUUCCCAUCUCAGGCCUCAUGCUGAAUACACCUGCUUUCUCUUAAUGAGAACCUUAAGGACGGGCUGAUGCUAGGCUAGCAUAAGUUCAUAAUGAUGUUAGUCAUACUUCACGCUGCAGGUUUCUCUUGUCUCAUCUGGUGGAGUGAUUUCAGUGCUUGAUUAUAAAGUAGGGCACAGGCUCAAGGGAAUGAAACAAACCAAUAGGAUGUGUAGGGGAACUGAGAGGAAACAACAUUCCAAGUUCUUUCAUGUUAAAAAGAGUUUUUGUCCUAACCAACGAGACCAGUGGAGUCGAAUCCUGUUUCUG